This is a messenger RNA of Pocillopora damicornis (cauliflower coral), 1005 nucleotides long. Its product is annotated as casein kinase I. Gene Ontology annotation, molecular function: ATP binding; protein kinase activity. NCBI's taxonomy places the organism in Eukaryota, Metazoa, Cnidaria, Anthozoa, Scleractinia, Pocilloporidae. The record is from RefSeq and is a predicted model, not a curated record. Gene Ontology annotation, biological process: protein phosphorylation.
AUGGCAGGCCCAUCCAAACCUUCUAUUCAGGGAGGAGCUAUCAUUGCGAAGAACUAUCGUCUCCUAGGAAAGAUUGGCGAGGGAUCUUUUGGAGUAAUAUUUUUAGGAAAGAACGUCGAAAGCAGGGAACAAGUGGCGAUAAAAAUCGAGGCAAAGGAAUCUAGCCAGCCUCAGACGCUACCAGAAGAAGCGCAUUUGCUUAACACGUUGCAUUCUACAAGCAUAGACGGGAUUGUGGAGGGCUUUCCACAGGUACUAUGGUACGGAAGAGAGUCGAAUAAUAACAUUUUAGUCAUGGAGCUUCUUGGAGCUAACUUGGAUCAGCUGUUACAUAAAGUAUCAGGGAAGUUUAGUUUAAAGACCGUGAUACAACUAGCUGAUCAGAUGAUUGACAGGAUCAAAUUUGUUCAUGAGAACGACUAUGUGCACCGUGAUGUCAAGCCGGAGAAUUUUCUUAUGGGUCGAAGAGACAAAACGGAUAAGGUUUACUUGAUUGAUUUUGGACUUGCCAAAAGGUUCCGAGACAAACGUGGCAAACACUUGCGCUUUCGACAAAUAGAAAAUCGUGAAAUCACCGGAACAACCCGAUACGCAAGCAUCAAUUCACAUAAAGGCAUGGAGCUGAGUCGAAGAGAUGAUUUAGAAUCUCUUGGUUAUGUACUGUUGUACUUCUGUAAAGGUUCUUUACCAUGGCAAGGCCUUCAAGCACGCAAUGAUCAAGAGAGGUUUAAAUUAAUAAAAGAGGGAAAACUUUCCAUUUCUGUAGAAUGUCUUUGUCACGAACUUCCCGACGAAUUUAAAGAUUACCUAAACUAUUGCAGGGGAUUAAACUUUGAGGACGAACCAAAUUAUGAAUUUAUAAAAGGUCUUUUUAAACAGCUGGCCUCGAAAAUUGAAAUUGAAUACAAUGGAGUGUUCGAUUGGGAUCAGAAGGCAGCCAUAAGUAAUUCUAAGGACACUGAACAAUUAGAAACCCUUGAGAGAGAGAAGUUCACCUCUAAGUAA